UUCGUUUUUUCACAGAGUAUCUGCAAAGCGAAGAAGAAGCAAUGGGUCACGAAAAUCAAGCAGAGUUAGCCAAAACCAUCAUCAGAAGCAGGAUCUCCAAUCCAUCUUUCAUCUACUCCUUUUUCUCCCAAUCCCCUGAUUCCAACUACAGUAAAUUGAAGUAUAUAAUAUCAAGUUCAGUAACUGAGGCAUGUAACAAUUCAGUUCUGCUUUUGGGUCCUCGAGGCUGUGGAAAAAUUGCGGUGUUGGAGAUAGUUCUGGAAGAACUACUGAAAGAACACCCAGCCAUGAUUUCUGUGAUUAAGCUCAAUGGCCUUCUGCAUAGCGAUAACAAUUGCGCAUUGAAGGAGAUAGCUAGGCAAUUGUGUCUGGAACAUCAACUGUUGUUCUCUAAAAUGGCAUCAUUUGAUGAUAACUCCCAAUUCUUGCUGUCCAUGUUGCGGGAGUGUGGAUUGGCACAUAAAACAAUUGUGUUUGUUCUAGAGGAGUUUGACCUUUUUACACAGGGAAAACAGCGACUACUUUAUAGUUUGCUUGAUGCAAUGCAAUCUGUUACAUCACAAGCUGUUGUAGUAGGAGUGAGUUGUCGAUUGGACGCUGAUCAGUUGUUGGAGAAAAGAGUAAGAUCUCGUUUUUCACACAGGAAACUGUUGUUUCUUCCUCCCUCAGGACAAGAUUUGAAAAGACUUGUAGAGCACAUUCUACUACUGCCGGCAGAUUCAGGGCUUCCAAAUGAGUACAUAGCAGCUUUUAAUUCAAAACUUCUUAACAUUCUAGCCGAUGAGAAAUUCAACGCAAUCACUGAUACAUUAUGUUAUUCUGAUUCAACUGUCAGCCAUCUAUCGAAAUUUCUAUUCUCAGCUGUUUGUCAUAUGGACUUGAAUUCUGAUUCCCUAUCACUUGAGAAUUUCAAAUCAGCACUUCCGAGCAUACAGAGACAGCCGAAACUGGAGGCUCUAAAAGAUUGCUCCACUUUAGAGCUUUAUAUAUUGGUUUGCAUGAAGAGGCUGGAAGUCAAAGAGCUGGAGAUGUGCAAUUUCAGUUCUAUAAUGAAAGAGUACAAAAGCAUACACGAUACCUUCCAAACAUCCGACUAUUAUGCACGGAAUGUAUGCUUGCGGGCGUUUGAGCAUCUUCUAGAACGUUCUCUAAUAUCCUUCGAGGAUAACAGAGGACAAGGCCGAUCAACCGAGUUUCGGCCGGUGAAGCUUUUAAUAUCGGGGCACGAACUUCAUCAAGGGCUGAAAUCGCAUAGCUCUUGUCCGGCAAUGUUACAUAAACUAAUGGAUCGCGAAUGUUAAGUGCUGAAUGGGACUAUAUACUAAAGUUCAAUUCUGAUGCUACUGUGAGGAAUUAAUUUGAGAUUUAUUUUGAUUACUUAGACAUAAAUGAUUUAUUUUAUACAUCACGGAUCGGAAUUUUAAUGCAUUCAUCAAAUCGAAAUUUUUUGGAUCGAAAUAGAUGGAGUUUGAAAAUUCAUUUUUUAUUCACCCAUAGUAUGAAAUAAAUAAUAAUUUGAUCUUAUAAAUGCAACUUAUAGAAAUUAAAAUUCCAAUAGGUAAUGCAAUAUUUCAAUUUCGAUCCUAAAAAAUUGAAAAAAUCGAAAUUGGAAUUUUCGAACUUAUCAAUGAGAACCAAUAUUAUGGAGUUGAAAUUCUUUUUGUCGGAAUCGGUUGAAAUUGGAAAUUCCAAACCAAUUUUCACCCUACUU
Molecule: messenger RNA, 1711 nt
Organism: Erythranthe guttata (spotted monkey flower)
Lineage: Eukaryota; Viridiplantae; Streptophyta; Magnoliopsida; Lamiales; Phrymaceae
Gene: ORC4
Product: origin recognition complex subunit 4
Biological process (GO): DNA replication initiation; DNA replication
Cellular component (GO): nucleus; nuclear origin of replication recognition complex
Molecular function (GO): ATP binding; ATP hydrolysis activity; DNA replication origin binding
Source: RefSeq, a predicted model, not a curated record